AUGGGUCUCUCUGAUUUUGCUCAGGCCACGUUGGAUGCGCCAGCAGAUGCUGAUCUUCCUUUAGCAUUCCAUGGCACGAUAAUUCACUCAUUGACCCCGCAACAGGUCGAGAUCAUUGAAGAAGGUUUGAUCAUCGUUGGCUCAAACGGCAUUAUCACGCAUUUCCACAAGAACCUCCCAUUGGACAAGCUCGACAGCUUCCUCGUCGAGCAUGAUUUUACACCAGGUUCGCUCAAUAUCCAGAUGCUCAAACGAGGGGAGUUUCUGGUCCCCGGAUUUGUAGACACGCAUAAUCAUGCACCUCAGUGGGCUCAGCGCGGAAUUGGAAGAGGGCAGCUUCUGAUCGAUUGGCUCAAUAAAACAACUUUUCCGCAUGAAUCUAAAUUCAAAGACCAUGAUUAUGCGUGGAGGACAUAUACUUCCUGUGUCAAAGGCUUCGUCCGGCAAGGCAUCACCACAGCCUGCUAUUACGGUUCCUUUCACGGUCCGGCAACCAAAAUUCUAGCCGAUAUUUGUCAGAAAUUGGGUCAACGCGCUUUCGUCGGAAAAUGCAAUAUGAAUCGAAAUGCACCAGACUAUUGUCGGGACAUGACAGUCGAAGAGUCUCUCGAAUCGACGAGAGAUUUUAUCGAUCAUGUGCGACGAAUUGACCCAAAUUUCGAGCUGGUCACGCCAAUACUAACCCCGCGAUUUGCCAUUUCAUGCGAUGGUGAAGUUCUCGCCGGCCUGGGUCAGAUCGCUGCGGAGCAGCCAGACCUGCCGAUCCAAACGCAUUUCGACGAGGCAGAGCAGGAGAUGGAAGUAACAAAACAGCUUUUUCCAGAAUUCAAGAGCGAAGCCGAUCUAUACGAUCACUUUGGACUGAUGACCGACCGAACCAUUCUCGCCCAUUGUAUCUUUUGUGGAGAGUAUGAGAUGCAGCGGAUCAAAGAACGUAACUGUGGCGUUGCUCAUUGCCCAAUAUCAACCUCUACUGGUGGAUUUUUUGGUGUUGCACCAAUUCGAGAAUACCUACGCCGUGAAAUAAAGGUCGGACUUGGCACAGACAGUGGUGGUGGUUACUCGUCCUCUAUUCUUGAUGCUAUGCGGCUGGCCUUUGUCAUCUCUAAUGCUCGGGCCACAGCUACCAAAGGGAAGGAUCCAGAGCUGUCGCUCCAGGAAGGCUUCUAUCUGGCUACGCUUGGAGGCGCGCAGGUUUGUGGCUUGGAAAAGAAAAUUGGAAACUUUGGAGAAGGCAAAAUCUUUGAUGCCCUGCUGAUUGAUACGGUGAGCGACAAAUAUCGUGGAAUUAUUGCUCCAAUUGAGGAUGAGGAUUCGACUGAGACUAUCUUUGAAAAAUUUCUCAUGACGGCGGACGACCGAAACAUUGUCGACGUCUAUGUCAAAGGCCGACAGAUUAAAUGA
Messenger RNA from Xylona heveae TC161, 1404 nucleotides. RefSeq names its product guanine deaminase. Gene Ontology annotation, cellular component: cytosol. The coding region runs from base 1 to 1404 and encodes 467 amino acids. The transcript has a single exon. Gene Ontology annotation, molecular function: guanine deaminase activity; zinc ion binding. The record is from RefSeq and is a predicted model, not a curated record. Gene Ontology annotation, biological process: guanine catabolic process. Lineage: Eukaryota; Fungi; Ascomycota; Xylonomycetes; Xylonales; Xylonaceae.